Molecule: messenger RNA, 342 nt
Organism: Linum tenue
Lineage: Eukaryota; Viridiplantae; Streptophyta; Magnoliopsida; Malpighiales; Linaceae
Source: the annotation of a GenBank genome assembly
AUGGAGAAAGAAGCAGCUCGUUCAGCAACCGCCACUUCUUCUAGCUCCUCCUCUGCCUCUGAACAUAUCAUUGAUGGAGGGUUCGAGGACUCCAGCGUUAUCGUCAAUGGAGGGUUCGAUUCCAGCAAAGUUGUUGUUGUUGGGAACGAAAGCAGCAGCAUUUGCUCGACUCCAAAGGGGCAGAGGUUUAGGAUACCGAAGAUCGAUUCCUGCCCGCCGGCGCCAAGAAAGAAACAGAAACGGUCCAAUUGUUCUUCGUUGCAGAGAAGGCCCGUAGCGUUCUUCGCCCCGCCUGAUCUCGAGCUCUUCUUCUUGUUCGCCCGCCGACACAUCUCAGUUUGA